AUGGAAUUGAAUGGUGAACGAGAUAUAGCUGGUAUUUUAAGCGCGGCUUUAAUGCCAUUGAAAGAUAUGAAAGAUGCAGAUAUUUUGAACCAGUAUGAAAUGAACAUGGCUGAUGGAAACAUAACACCUGACGUUCUAGAACAUUUAUCUCAAAGAACUACACAGAACCAUAGAGAUGGUAUAUUUGGUGAAGAGUUUAGAAAGAAAGUUAGGGAGAGCGAAGGAAGAGAACCUAUUGUACAUGACCUUGCAAACGAAAGUUUACAAAAUGUCAUAAAAACUUACUUUGCAGACAAUGAACCGAGAAGGGAUGAAUAUUUAAGAAAACUCAAAUGGACAGUACCAAAUGAAAUGUUAGUAUUGAAAAACAUGUUCCUUGACAAAAUAAAACCAACUACAGAAAUAAACGACGCAAGACUGAAAGAUUGGGUAAAAGCUUUCCCAUUCACAAAAGAUAUAGUUGGUAACAUGGAAAGAAAACCAGAAUGGCUACAAAAACAUAUAUUUGGAAACGAGCAUAUUCCAUAUGGACAGGCACUGUUUGAAGAGCUUGAACCGGAAACUCAGGAAAGAGUCAUGCAAACAAUACGCGAAGACUCAAAUACAGACUAUGACAAACUCUUUCUAGGAUAUAGGUUACCUGAGAUGGGCGACCAGAGCCAAAAGGCAAAAAGGACAUGGGAAAUUUGCAACAUACUAGAUGAACAUAAUGCAAAGAUGCAACAACUUCAAGCAGAGGGCAAUGAAGGAAAAAGAAGAGUUAAAAACUCAGUCAGGAAGAAAGUAAAGCUUGGUCGGAGUGGGUUCUAUUAUGACAUAUAA
Messenger RNA from Trichomonas vaginalis G3, 822 nucleotides. Its product is annotated as protein of unknown function, DUF4106 family. The transcript has a single exon. The record is from RefSeq and is a predicted model, not a curated record. Bases 1 to 822 code for a protein of 273 amino acids. Lineage: Eukaryota; Parabasalia; Trichomonadida; Trichomonadidae.